Messenger RNA from Lathyrus oleraceus (garden pea), 5599 nucleotides. Its product is annotated as TMV resistance protein N. The coding region runs from base 483 to 3284 and encodes 933 amino acids. The transcript has 6 exons. Gene Ontology annotation, biological process: defense response; signal transduction. NCBI's taxonomy places the organism in Eukaryota, Viridiplantae, Streptophyta, Magnoliopsida, Fabales, Fabaceae. Gene Ontology annotation, molecular function: ADP binding. The record is from RefSeq and is a predicted model, not a curated record.
AUAUGCAGUUCCUCUGUAUUAAUGAUGAAAGAUAAGAGUUACAGUGUACAAGUUACAACUCUACCUCUGAACGGUACUGUCGGAGCCUUCGCUCCUCCGCACCCCCUGCAUCAAACGUCUCCACUUAUCAUUUCACAGGUGUUGAUACUCGUUUAGGCUUUACAGGAAAUCUCUACAAAGCUCUCACUGACAAGGGAAUCCGGACCUUCAUUGAUGACAGGGAGCUUCAGAGAGGGAAAGAAAUCACACCCUCACUUGUAAAGGCAAUUGAAGAAUCAAGGAUUGUCAUUCCUGUGUUCUCUACCAACUAUGCUUCUUCUUCAUUUUGCUUAGAUGAACUUGUCCAUAUCAAUGAGUGUGUCAAUAGGAAGGGUCGUUUGGUUUUACCUGUAUUCUAUGGCGUGGAUCCUUCUCACGUGCGUCAUCAAACUGGAAGCUUCGGAGAAGGAUUGGAUAAGCUGGAAGACAGGUUUCAAAAUAACAUGGAGAGGUUGAAGAAUUGGAAGUUGGCUCUUAAUCAAGUAGCUAACUUGUCUGGCUACCAUUUCAAUAUUCGGAAUGAAUAUGAAUACGAGUUUAUUGGGAAAAUAGUCCAAGAGGUCUCCAACAAGAUCUACCGUGGUCCUUUACAUGUUGCACAUUACCCCGUUGGACUCGAGUCUCGGCUACUUCAGUUAAUGUCGCGUCUAGAUGUUGAAUCUGAUCAUGGAAUCCAAAUGUUGGGGAUCUACGGAAUUGGCGGAUUAGGUAAAAGCACACUUGCACGGGCAGUUUAUAAUUUGAUUGCCGACAGGUUUGAAUGUUUAUGUUUUCUCCAUAAUGUUAGAGAAAAUUCAGCUAAACACGGCUUAGAACAACUCCAAGAGAAGAUUCUUUCCAAAACAGUUGACUUGGAUAUUAAGAUAGGAGAUGUUAGUGAAGGAAUUCCGAUAAUAAAGCAAAGGCUACAACGAAAGAAGGUUCUUUUGAUUCUGGACGAUGUUGACAAAUUGAAGCAACUGCAAGUUAUGGCUGGAGGACUUGAUUGGUUCGGUCCUGGCAGCAUAGUGAUCAUUACCACUCGAGACCAACAUUUGCUAGCAAGUCAUGGAAUUUAUAAAAAAUAUCAAGUCCAGGCAUUAAAUAAAAAAGAAUCUCUUGAAUUGCUCAGCUGGAAGGCUUUUAAACAUACGGCAGUUGCUUCGAGCUAUGAUGACAUUUUAGACCAUGCAAUAGCUUAUGCUUCUGGCCUUCCAUUGGUUUUAGAAGUAUUAGGUCCCAACUUGUUUGGAAAGAAUAUAGAAGAAUGGAAAUCUAUAUUACAUAUGUAUGAAAGGAUUCCUAAUAGAGAGGUCCAAAAGAAACUUAAAGUAAGCUUUGAUGCUCUGGAGGAAGACGAGCAGGGUGUUUUUCUCGACAUUGCAUAUUUCUUCAAAGGGUAUGAUUUGAGAGAGGUCAAAGAUAUACUUUGUGCUCAUCAUGGCCAAUGCAUAGACUAUCUUAUCGGUGUCUUGGUCGAGAAAAAUCUCAUCAAGAUUAUUCAUUUGGAUUCACAUGCUACUGUGACAUUACAUGACUUAAUAGAGGACAUGGGUAAAGAAAUUGUACGACAAGAAUCACCCAAAAAGCCUGGAAAACGCAGUAGGUUGUGGUUCUAUGAGGAUAUAGUUAAAGUUUUUGAAGAAAAUUUGGGAACAAGUCAAAUUGAAAUUAUAUAUUUGAAAUUCCCACUAUUUGAAGAGGAGGUCGACAACGAAGAAGAGGUAGAAUGGAAAGGAGAUGAACUGAAGAAGAUGAAAAACCUCAAAACACUUAUUAUAAAAAAUGGUCGCUUUUCUAGAGCUCCUGAACAACUUCCAAAUAGUUUAAGAGUUUUGGAAUGGCCUGGAUAUCCUUCAAAGUAUAUGCCAUGUGAUUUUUGUCCAAAGAAGCUUUCCAUAUGCAAGCUAUCUGAAAAUGGCUUUACUUCAUUUGAGCUGUCUGGCUCAUUAAAAAAGAGGUUUCUACAUCUGAAAAAGUUAAAUAUAGACAACUCUGGAUGUAUAACACAAAUACUUGAUGUAUCUGGUCUCCCAAAUUUAGAAGAAUUUUCGUUUCGAAAAUGUGAGAAUUUAGUCACAGUUCACGAUUCUAUUGGGUUCCUCAAUAAGUUGAAAAUAUUAGAUGCAUUUGGUUGCAGCAAGCUAAAGAGUUUUCCACCUUUGAAAUUGACAUCUCUAGAAGAAUUGGAACUUUCAUAUUGUAAAAGUCUUGAGAAUUUUCCUGAAAUAUUAGGAAAGAUGGAAAAUUUAACUGACAUUUUUUUCGUGGACACCUCCAUUCAAGAAUUGCCAUUCUCAUUUCAAAAUCUUACUCGACUUCGUAAUUUAAGAUUAUGGGUACGCGAAAAGCGCAUACUACAAAACAACAUUCCCAUGAAACCAAAACUAUUGAUCGAUGCUUCAGGUUGUUUGUCGCCAAAACCAAAUGAUAAACUGAGCUCGAGAGUCUCUUCAAAUCUACAAACGCUUGGACUCCCACAAUGUAACCCGUCAAAUGAAUUUCUUUCAUUAAUUCUAACAUGGUUUGCUAAUGUGGAAUAUGUAGAUCUAUCAGGAAAUAAUUUCACAACUCUUCUGAAAUGUCUCGAAGAAUGCUGCUUUGUGAUUUCCCUUAAUUUGAAUGGUUGCAAGUAUCUUCGAGAAAUUCAUGGGAUUCCACCAAAGUUAAAGCGUUUAUCUGCAUUACAAUGCAAAUCUUUGACAGCCAUGAGUAGAAGCAUGCUACUGAAUCAGGAAGUGCAUGAGUAUGGAGGGACUGAGUUUAUUUUGCCAAGUACAAGUAUUCCAGAGUGGUUUGAGCACCGAAGUAGGGGACCAUCAAUUUCUUUUUGGUUUCGUAAUAAACGCCCUUCCGUAGCUCUCUUUGUGGUAUGUAAAUCGAAGCGGAAUAAAUAUGAGUCAUACUCAACACGUAACAAGUGCUACAAUAAUGAACUAAUUUCAUUAAAGGUCAAAUUGUUCAUCAAUGGCUACAAAUAUAGAUAUUGCAAACUUGAGGUAAAACAAGGCCAUACACAUGUGUAUGAUUUGCAACUGCAUGACAUGGGUCUCAGAUUUGCACCGGACAACGACGGAGUUUUGUCACCAACUGAAUGGUUCCAAGUAGAGGUUAGGUAUGUAGGUUCAAUGGUGAAUUCACUUCGUAUAAAAAGCGGAAUCCACGUAUUCACGCACAAAAGUAGCAUGGAAGAUAUUCAAUUCAAUGACCCUUAUAAAAGAGAAAAGCAGUUUUUUUGGGUGUUGAAUUUGUAUACUUAUGUUUGAGCAAAAAUGUAUGGAUCAACUGUCUGAGAUGCUUCUUCUGUCAUCAGGGUCUGAGGUCCAAUCUGCAUCACGAAAGACUUGUAAAGUGGGAGUGGCAGAUCACAAAAGACUUGUAAAGUGGGAGUGGCAGAUCACAAAAGACUUGUAAAGUGGGAGUGGCAGAUGGAGACAGAUGAGCAAGCAAGAGACCAUGGUUGAGAGUGCCUUUUAGAUAUCUUAAGAUCCUCUUGACAACAACCCAAUGAAUUUCAAGAGGGUGUGCCAUGUAUUGACAUACCUUGUUAACUGCAUAGGUGAAAUCAGGUUUAGUGAUGGUGGCAUAUUGGAGUGCUCCAACCACUGACCUGUACAUGUGGGGAUCAGAGAGAGCUGGAGAUCUUGUUUUGGUAAGUUUACAUGUUGGGGUAUUAACAGAGGCGACCUCAAGCAUAUUGGUUCUUUGAAGCAAAUCCCUUAGAUAAUUGGCCUGAGUUAGAAGAAUAGGCCCAAGAGCAGCAUGUUUGACUUCAAUGCCAAGGAAAUAAUCAUGAUUGCCAAGUAACUUUAGGGAAAAAGCAACAUUGAGAUUGGUAAUGAUAUCUUGCAGAAGUGUGGGGAACUCCAUGUGAUGAUAUCAUCAAUAUAGACAAAGAGAUAAACUAUAUGCCCUUGAGAAACUAGAGUGAAUAGUGAAGGGUCACAUUUGCUGGCCCGAAAAUGCAACUUAGAGAAAGUGAUUUGGAGUCUCUAUCAAACCACUGUCUGGGAGUCUGCUUGAGGUCAUAGAGGGCCUUGUUGAGUUUACACACAAGAGAAUGAUCAUACUGAACAAACCUUUGAGGUUGUCCAUGAAAACUUCUUCAUCAAGCAACCCAUUCAGAAAAGUAUUAUUUACAUCAAGUUGUUGAAUUGACCAGUUAUGAGUGAUGGCAAUAGUAAGAACAACUCUGAUAGUGAUAGAUUUUACAACUGGGGAGAAUGUUUCGUUGAAAUCAAAGCCAUGCCUUUGAUGGAAACCCUUGGCCACUAACCUGGCCUUGAACCUGUUAACAGUGUCAUCAAGAUUCUCUUUAAUUCUAAACACCCACUUGCAACCAAUAACAUGUUUGUGAGGUGGUAAGGGAACAAGAGACCAGGUUUGAUUUUUGAUCAAAACAACAUAUUCAACCUGCAUAACUAAUUGUCUUCCAUUGAGGGUUAGCAAGAGCUUGUUUAGGGGUUUUAGGUUCAACAUGAGUUAGUAACAAUCGGGGUUGUAGUCUUGGUUGAGCAAAGCCAAACUUGGCUCUGGUUGCAUAGAGUGCAAGUUCUCAGGUUUAGAGAGAACAUGAACAACCAUAGAAGGAAUAGCUUAAGGUCACUCUGUUGAAGGUCUGAAAGAAGAUAUAGUGGUGGAAAGAUGCGUGAGAAUUGUUAGAUAUAGGAGAAGACAUGGGACAUAAGGAGGAAACAGGUGUGAUAGCACCAAACUGAAUGGGAGAACCAACUUCUAGAGCUACAAAAGAGGUUUCAGGUGUGAUAGCACCAGACUAAAUGGGAGAACCAGCUUUUGGAGCUACAAAAGAGGUUUCAGAGGAGGAAGCCUCAGAAAAGGAAGUAGGAAUGUGACUACUAGGUGAAUGAUUAUAUGAAGAAGUAGAAAGAUAACAGGAGGACCAAAACUAAGGGGUGAGACAGAGAUAUCUUUCACAGGUGAAGAAGUUUGAAAAGGUGUGAGAAAUAAGUCAGAGUUAGGAACCUUGCUUCAUUGAAAAACACAUCCUUGGAGAUGUAUAACCUUUCAGUGGGAGGUAGACAUAUGUACCCCUUACGUGAAUUGGAGUAGCCAAGGAAAAGACAUUCUUGGGAUCUAAAAUCAAGCUUGUGAGUGUUAUAAGGUCUGAGUAAAGGAAAACAAGCACACCCAAACACUUUUAGGAACUUGUAGUUAUGUUGUUAGUUAAAAAGUAAGGUGUAAGGAACCUGAAAAUCAAUAGAUGAGGUGGGGAAUCUAUUGAUAAGAAAUACUGCAGUAGAAAAAGCAUAAUCCCAAUAGGUCAAGGAUAAGGAAGCCUGACUUAAAAGAGCGAGGCCAAGGUCCACAAUGUGCCUAUGUUUCCUCUCAACCACUCCAUUUUGAUGAUGAAUGUGAGGGCAUAUGAGUCUAUGGAUGAUACCAUGAUCAUUAAGGGAUUUGGUGAGAGGCCUAAACUCCCUACCCCAAUCAGAUUGAACUACUUUGAUGGGGAGUUCAUGUUGAAGUUCAACCAUUGUUUAAAACUGCUUGAAAACAUUGAGAGCUUCAGAAUUGUUCAUAAGUAGGUAAAGCUAGGUGAAUUUAGCAUAAGCAUCAACAA